Chinchilla lanigera (long-tailed chinchilla) is the source of this 5039-nucleotide messenger RNA. It is a transcript of the gene Ppm1f, whose product is annotated as protein phosphatase, Mg2+/Mn2+ dependent, 1F. The record is from RefSeq and is a predicted model, not a curated record. The transcript is spliced from 7 exons. Lineage: Eukaryota; Metazoa; Chordata; Mammalia; Rodentia; Chinchillidae. Gene Ontology annotation, biological process: protein dephosphorylation; negative regulation of protein kinase activity. The annotation marks the transcript as partial. Gene Ontology annotation, cellular component: cytosol. Gene Ontology annotation, molecular function: protein serine/threonine phosphatase activity; cation binding.
CUGGAGACUGCCCCAUCCUGGUCCCAGCUGCAUGCUCCCCGGGAUGCUCUGAGCGUCUCCUCUGGAGCCCCACAGAACAGCAGCCAGAUGGCCUGUGACUCAAAAAUCCCAGACUUCCUGGAUGCGUUUCUCCGAGACUUCCCAGCCCCGCUGAACCCGGAGAGCCCCUUGCCAUGGAAGCCCUGGGGAGCAGUGCUGAGCCAGGAGGAGGUGGAGGGUGAGCUGGUGGAGCUGGCGAUGGACUUCCUGAGCAGCAGGAAUGCCCCACUGCCACUUGCUGCAGCUCUGACCCACGAGGCCAUUUCCCAGAUGCUACAGACUGACCUUUCGGAAUUUAGGAAGUUGCCCAGCCAAGAAGAGGAGGCAGGGGAGGACAAGGAGGAAGAGAAGGCCACAGAAACCUUGCUAGAUGCCACAGGACUGGCACGGAGUUUCUUUAACCAGCUCUGGAAAGUAAGUGACGAGUGGCAGAAGCAGGUGCCAGUUACUGCGCAGACCCCACAGAGGGAGUGGGUGGUCUCUAUCCACGCCAUCCGGAACAGUCGCCGCAGGAUGGAAGACCGGCAUGUGUCCCUUCCUGUCUUCAACUUGCUCCUCGGCUUGUCUGACCCUGUGGACCGUGCAUACUUUGCUGUGUUUGACGGUCAUGGAGGCGUGGAUGCCGCGAGGUAUGCUGCAGUCCACUUACAUGUCAACACCGCCCGCCAGCCAAAGCUACUUACAGACCCAGCAGAAGCCCUCAAAGAAGCCUUCCGACACACUGAUGAAAUGUUUCUCUUGAAAGCCAAGCGAGAGCGGCUGCAGAGUGGCACCACAGGCGUGUGCGCACUUGUUGCUGGAACAACCCUGCACGUCGCCUGGCUCGGGGACUCCCAGGUCUUCCUGGUGAAACAGGGACAAUUGGUGAAGUUGAUGAACGCACACAGACCUGACCAACCGGAGGAGUGGGAGCGCAUCCAAAGACUGGGUGGCUUUGUGGUUUUCCUGGAUUGCUGGAGAGUCAAUGCGACCCUGGCCGUCUCUAGAGCCAUUGGGGACAUCCUCCAGAAGCCCUAUAUAUCCGGGGAGGCAGAUUCGGCCUCCUGUGAGCUGACUGGCUCUGAGGACUACCUGCUGCUCGCCUGCGAUGGCUUCUUCGACUUCGUCUACCUCGAUGAAGUCACCAGCCUUGUCCAUGGUCACCUGGUCAAACAGGAGGGCAAUGGGCUCCAUGUUGCUGAGGAGCUGGUGGCUGUGGCCCGGGAGCGAGGCUCCAGUGACAACAUCACGGUUAUGGUGGUCUUCCUCAGGGACCCCCGAGAGCUGCUGGAGGGUGGGACCCAGGGGGCAGGGGACUCCCAGGCAGAUGUGAGAAGCCAGGACUUGCCCUCUGGCCUCUCAGAUCCCAAGACCGACACUCCUCAGAAAAGCUAGGUGGUCCAGUUCCCCCCUCACCCCACCCCGACCCUUCCCUCCACCUGUGUGAGUCUCGUCAGAGGUCUCAGGACCUGACAGUCAGUAGUGGGCAGGGUGCACCACCCACACUGUGCUUGCCCCAGCACCCCAAGACCGCUGGCGGUGUGUGCUAUAGCCUGUUCUGGUAACUGCAGAAUUGCUCCAGGCAGGGCUCGGAAGCAGGCGUAGGGAAAAGACCUUACCAAAGUGAAGAUGGCCCAGGAUGUGGCCUGGCUCUUUCUCCUACCUCUCAUCAAGGCAGGGGUGGGCCCAGAAAUCUCAAGCAUCUGGUAGCAGCCUGACCAAAGACAGGGUGUGCAUGUGGAGCACUGGGGGACAUGCGCGGGGGACCCCCCCCAGCAGACCUCAGAGCUCCAACCAUCUUCAGGCACAUCCUGGGGUCAGGUCAAGCAGACAGGAUAUCCAUCCUGGCUUUCUUACGGCUUCUCGCCAUGGCCGUGGCUAUGGAUGGCCGUGGUGGGAGGAAGGGUCAUACUGAGGGAUAGGUCUGGCACGUCCUGGUUCACCAUGCUGGCUUCCCAAAGAAGAGAGAGCAACCUUGCUGGAAAGAGAGGGAGGCCAGGGAUCUGGUCCGCGGCCACCCAGGAUGUGUUAGGGCCCACAAGACCCUCUUCCUGCUUGCCUUGAGGGCCCUGGGGAGGUAAAGCUCUGCACUUACUGACACAAGACGUGUGUGUCAUUUGUUUGGGUUUUAUUCCAGGAAAAGUCUAAUUCAGAAGCAGUAUUUCAGAUUUUGUCUUUGUUUUGUCAGUGCCAAAAUGACCCACAGUGUCAUAUAAUUUAAGCAGAGCUUAGUGUUUAUUUCUUAGAAAACUUAAGUAUUUACUUUUUGGGUUGGUUUUUUUGUUUGUUUGUUUUCCUAUUUUGGAAACAUUUUCAUUGCAGUAUUACUGAAUUUUUUUCUUUUUUUUUUUUUUUCUAAAUCAGGAUUGAAGCAGAAACUUUUCCAGGUGGUGUUAAUAAGCCGCUUAAGUGCCUUACACGGCUGUGGGAGAUGAGGCUUGCUGGUCUGCCAUAGAUUCUGACAGGCCCGUUGAAGUUCUUACAGAAGCAGCAUUUGUUUUGCUAGGAAGGCGUGAUUUGGGUUAGAAAUCUCCCUGGAGUUCUUUUCCUUCUUUGUGUUGCCAGGCAGCCCCCAAGAGCCUUGCCGGAAUGAUUGGCAGGAGCCAUGGGUGGGACUGCUGCCUGGGCCCUGCUGUGCUGGUCUCGCUGCUACUUGAGUAGAAUGUUCCAGAAUACCUUUGUGUAUUUGUAAUCACACUGGUUUCUUCAGGGGGAGAUGUUUAAGAGGCUCUGGGAAGCCCGGAGGCAGCCCAGUGUCUUGGCUUUGUCUGGAGGCAGGGGUGGGAUGCUGCUGGCAAUCUGACAGCCCCGGCCACAGCCCCAGUCCCCCACCCCCAGGCUGGUGUCCUCCCCCGCAGGGCUUUGUCCUGUAGCUGCAAGAAGGAAAGGCUCCAAGUCCCCUUGAAUACUGGGAAGUUGAGGCCCAGAGUGAUGAUACUUGGGUAUCUCAAGGAGCUUGCGUAGUAUAUGCAGAGUUGAAAGUGGCAGGACUGGGGAGGCGGCCAAGCAGAGGGCAGGGACAGGGCAGGAAAGAAGGGCCCUGGAGGCCCGUGGAGAGCAGCCUCAGAGGGAAGUGCUGAGCAGCAGUAGGGCUGCUCCCACAGAGGUCCAAAGGGCGGUGGAUGGCUUAGCUAAGGCUUGUGACAGGGACAGUAAGAGGAAGUUUGGCCAUGAGAUCCCUGCAGAAGUGAUCAGAGUCCACCUGCAGACAACAGGGUACCAGGAAGCUCUGCAGAGUUGCGCUCAGCGCACCUCGCCCUUCUCCCAGCUCAUGGAAAGGACAGGUGUGCAAGACGCCCCGGCCAAGUCUACAGCUGCAGGAAGGGCAGAGCCGGCCCUGGUGGCUCCUCAGCUUCUCCCCUCAUUCCCGCAGUGAGGCUUCAGGAGAUGAAACCAUACCGCUAAGGCCUUGCUCAGUGUCCUGAUUUAAGCAUUGCCAUUCAGAGAAUGGUUGGCCACCAACAGUGACUAGGCAGUGCUUACCUUAACUGAGGCCCAGAAGCCAGGACCCCUCAUGUCCUCUCAGCAGAGGGCUGGGCAAGGUGCAGGGAUGUGGCUCUAGCCUUCACUACUAUCCCAUCCUGCUCAUGGCAGUGACCUUGACCGAGAGAGGGAGUUUUGGCUUGUUUUUCUUUGCUUUGCUAAUCUUAUUCUAUCAUUGCUGCCAAGAGAGGAGUUGUGCCCCAGUGACAUUUGGAUCAUACCCAUUGCUGGUCUGCUUUAUUCUCUGGCCUGAGGCUCUGCCAGACCUCCUCUCAAGCUUGCCAAGAGGGAGGUCCCUUCCCCACACUUGUCUGAACACCUCCCCACCCCCCGGAGCAGGGCUGCUCUGCCGUGCGGACUGCCAAGGCCCUGCAGGCGGAGGCCUGGGUCACCACUGGGGUUGGCCAGGGACUGGCCUUGCACUAGCUUCUGGGCACAGAAAAGGACCUCCCUAGCCAGGGACACCAUUCUGAAAAGCUGAACCCCAUUUCAAAGGCCAGCUUGGCCACCAGCUCAGUGUAUGAGCUGAGCAAGUCUUCGCACCCUUGUGGGCCUCCGUUUCCCUUUUGUUAGGCAUAGGGAUUGCACAAUGUCUGCCGAGGCUCCAACCGGGAAUUCUGGAAAUGUAGGGGCUACUCGAGGUGAGCCUGGCACAUCCUGAGGAGAUGCUGCCAGCACUGAAGGCCCCUCCCCUUUUGCCAGCAGGGAGGGGUGAUUAAGUAUUAUUAGUGUCUAUUCUUAAAAUUAAGUGGGUUGGAAAAGAAUCAACUUACAGAUGCCAGCACCUUAUAUGGAAUACAAAAGCUGGAGAAAUCAAACCCUGCUUUUACAGGUGCUGCUGAUCCCCAACUGAGUCCUGCAGGGUGGUAGAAUUAGGAGGGGCAGGAAGGCAUAGCCAAUUCUCAAGGGUGUCCUCGUCAAAAUUCAGGCUUGAGAGUAUGUUUCAGGGGUGUAGAGCCAUGGUGUGGGUGUCACAGCCUUUGGGAUCUCAGACUCCCUGAGACCUUGACUAAGCCCCUGCCUGACCAUGGUCUGUUUCCUGCCCUCCUGGGGCAGCAUGCAGCCCCUGUCCUCGCCCUCCCCUGCCAUGGCAUGUUCCAGUGUGGGCAUCCCGGCUACCUCAGCAGUAUUUCCAGGACUGGGAAGACAGUUCUGGUCACUCCUAAGGCCUGGCCCCCAACCCAUGCUGCCUGGAAGCCAGGUAGACCUGUGUAAAAUAAGCUGUGUUUCUGGUUUAAUUUGCCUCCGUAGUCCAAAAGGGGCAGACCCCAGAGUCCUGUGCUUUUGUUGAGACUCAACUUUGCCAAAUGCGCCGAGCUUUGCCAUUCAUGUGCCAUAUGGGCCUUGCCAAGGGUUUUUCUGUGCACACUUGCGGGGGCUUCCUGGGAGUUGUGUUUUCGCACAGCAGGGGAUCUUGUACCGAGACAUGACUGUUUUCCCUGGUCUUGGGGACAAGUUCCAAGGUGAAGGGACCAAAAAGGUAAUCUCUUCCCAGGAGCCUGCCAUGCUGAAGUGUCAAUAAACCGUGAGUUCCAAGA